CAAAACAUCAUCAUAAACAAACAACAAUCACGCACAAGCAGAAACCGCUAAUAUUGUUAUCGUCGUUAUCGUGUUUUAUCGUAUUUUCUGUGUAUUUAUCAAUUUUAUCGUUGUUUUUGGUGUAUAAAUAUACAACGGUACCUCAACGCAUCGAUCAUGCAAAUGUUAAUUAGUGACGAUAAACGAUCCACCGUCGCCUCAGGCGUGAUUCGUCAGUGUUAGUAUCUGGAUUGGACUCCGGCUGCCGCCCCAUCCACCGUCUGCUGGUUGACCGAAAACGUUGGUGCAACUACUGUACUUUGAUUAUCUUAUCGUUAUCUCUUAUUUACGAAUCUCAAAACGAAUCACAGUUAGUUCGUUACAUUUUAUCUGGUAUUAGCUUUUAGUCUGUGAGUGGAACUCGUAGUGGUAAUCCGCCAGAACAUGGUUUCCAUUAAUCCGUUUUAUGCCACUGGCAAAACCAGACGCAGAGUUUAUAUUUCGUUGGGCUUACUGGGGGCGAUGUUGUAUAUUCUGUACUCCAUCGAUAGCCAACGUCAACAAGCGAAUUGCUUCGCCAAAGACUUUCCGGAUCCAUUCCGGGUGUUGGAGGACGUCCAAAAAUCGCACAAACAGCCUAAACACGGGAGGAAUAUAUUUUUCCAUGAAACAUCCUGCUCUGCGGAUGGGGUGAUCAGGCUUAACGCUCGUCAAGCAUGUGCUAUCGAGUCGGCAGCACGAAUGAACCCGGACUGGAAUGCGUUCGUUCUGUUUGCAUCCCCAGUAGGAUUCCGCAACAAGAGUGCACUUCCACUCCUGGAUGCUCUCCACGCCUACACAAACAUCAAUUUUCGGUUCGUGAAUCUCUCAACCUAUGCCCACGAUACCCCACUAGAAGAGUGGAUGCGAAGUGGGGAAAUUUUCCGAUCGAAGUACAUGAAUUCUCAUUUGUCGGAUAUAAUGCGAUAUCUCACGCUAUAUAAAUACGGAGGAACUUAUCUGGAUCUGGAUGUGGUGGUGCUGAAAUCAUUCGACGUCAUGGAACCGAACUAUGCCGGGGCAGAAUCGGCACGCUGGGUGGCAGCCGGAGUCAUCAACUUCGAGCCAGAUGGGCAGGGGCACGAACUAGCGGAAAUGUGCAUCAGAGAUCUGCUGUUAAAUUUCAACGGCCAGGACUGGGGCAACAAUGGUCCCGGCGUCAUCACCAGGGUGCUGAAACGCGUCUGCAGCACCCAGGCGCCGCUCAUGAUGACCCGCGAGCGAUGCCGCCACUUCACCGUCUAUCCACCGGAAGCCUUCUACGCCAUCAACUUCGACGAUUAUCUGCAGUUCUUCGAGGAACGCUGGCUGGAGCAAGCGCUGACCACCGUGAACCGUUCGAUCGUGGUGCACGUGUGGAACAAGUUCAGCAAGGACCACAAGGUGAGAGUGGGAUCACCGGUCGCGUACGGCGUUCUGGCUGAGCAGUUCUGCCCGCGGGUCUACAAAGCUAGCGGUGAGUUUUUCUAGUUGUUAUCGACGAGUUGGUGGGCGGUGGGUUUGCCACUGAAUAACGUAGCAGCGGGGUAUUUCCGUGAUUGUGAUUGGUGUAUCGUUUUGUGGCGGCAGUAUGUUCAUAAGCGGAAGGUUCUAAACAAGUAUGAUUCCUAAUGUAAACACAAAGUUGAGAGCUGUAUUUUAUAAGAAAAAGUUGGUGCAUCAAUUCGAAUAAUACUUUGUUAGAGUACUGAUAGUUAUUAGAUUAUUCAUGAAUAAGAACAAUAAACAAUUAACUGCGAAUCUAUUAGACUGUUGAAACCUGUAAACGUUUUCGUUACAAGCAGCUAUAUUCUCUUUCGAAUUUUUAUCAAUCAAUUUUAGUUAAUGGAAGCUUGAUAAUAAAAACCUAUGCGAUAUUAUUAUUCCUUAUGCUUGCUAAUUAUAUUUAAAACAUUUGUAUAUCUAAAAGAUGUAUCGAAAAAAAAUCUAUUGUUGCACUAUAUGUUUGUUCAAUAAGGCCAAAUUAUUGAGAUAUUACGUAAAUCAGUAAAUUUAAAUGUUUUGUAAAUCUAAGCCUGCUCUACUGACUUAAGAUUAGAAACAAACUAGUAUUCUACACAUCAUUCCAUUUUUCAAACCUCAUUUAUUUCUAGCAUACGAAUUACUUCGCCGAAUGUUAACCUGUAAAAUUCUUUUUAAGAAUACGAUUUAGAUUCAUUAAACAGAUAACACUGAA
Armigeres subalbatus is the source of this 2194-nucleotide messenger RNA. Its product is annotated as lactosylceramide 4-alpha-galactosyltransferase. Bases 424 to 1488 code for a protein of 354 amino acids. Lineage: Eukaryota; Metazoa; Arthropoda; Insecta; Diptera; Culicidae. The record is from RefSeq and is a predicted model, not a curated record. Gene Ontology annotation, molecular function: alpha-1,4-N-acetylgalactosaminyltransferase activity. Gene Ontology annotation, biological process: glycosphingolipid biosynthetic process. The transcript is spliced from 2 exons.